UCACCGCCAGUAAUAUUUGGGGAGGGAGAGAGCACGGUGCCCAGUUUUCCAAUUAACGCGAUCACGGUUACGAUCUCCCACCGCCGCCGCCGAGAAACCGUCCCCGACCCUUUCGCCGCGCCCGAUCGCCAUGACGAUCUCCUCCUCCCUCGCCUCCCGCCUCGGCCCCGCGCGGUGGAGCCCCUACGCCCGGCCCCGCCCCUCCGAUCCCGCCCGCGCGGGGGCGGGGAGCUCCGUCCCUCCCCACUCCCGCCCUCCCCUCCGCCUCGCUGCCGCCACCUCGAGGCGGAAGGAGGCCGCAGCCGCAGCACCGUACGGGUCGAGGUGCCCCCGGGAGGCCGCGGCCGCGCCCGAUGGUGACGCCGGCACGAAGGCACCACAGCGGCGUGGACGCGAGAAGCCGACGACGAAGACGGAGACGAGACCGGAUCGUAAGCCGCCGGCGGAGAGAGGGGAGGAGGAGCCGCCCGUCCGGGAGAGCAGCGGCGGUGGCGGAUUCGCCUUCCUCCGUGACCUCGCUGGCCACACGGAGGCUAUCAGUGGGAUCUCUCUGCCGGUGGGUUCGGACAAGCUUUACUCCGGCAGCGCCGAUGGCUCCGUCCGCGUCUGGGACUGCAACUCCGGCGAGGUAGCUGGGCUCUCCGCUCUCGGCACUCCCUUCAGGCUCUCUUUACGCACAAUUCAAGCUGAGUAAUUCAAGUUGGGGGUUGCAUCUGCGUCCGAUUCCUGCGUUGCUUGUGCCGGACUGGCGUGCUUACUUAGAUCAAUUGGGGAUCAGUUUGGGAGUUGGUUUGAUCGCUUCUGGUGGCUGAUGUGUUGGAGGUAUCAAAUUGGUUUUUGUUCCCACGGCUGGGUGGUUAUUGGCACGCUGGACUGAUUGUUCCGGAAGUCUGCUUCCCUACUUGUGGUGAUAUGCCGGCACGCUGGACUGAUUGUUCCGGGAGUCUGUUUGUGGUGAUAUGCUUGUCCUGGGUCAGUUUGUGAGGCAAUCAGGCUGGUUGGCUGAUAAGCAAGGGGCUCUCUGGAUUACAUUACAGUUUUUGUCUCACUGGCUGAUGAUCAUACAGUUAUGUAAAACAAAAGUAGUAGUGAAAAAAAAGAAAGAAAUAUGGUCAUGUAAAAAAAAGCAGUAGUGCUAAAAAGAAAAAAAAAGAGGGAUGAAUUAUAUUUUGUUGGAAAGAGAAGACCGAAGGAGGAAAAAAUAGUUAUCUGGCAGAUAAAAAAGUUCUAAUAUUGAUCACAUUACAUUGUUUUCUUAAUGUUUCUGCGAUAGUGUGUUGAUGUCAUCAAGAUGGGAGGCAAGAUUGGCUGCAUGAUUACCCAUGGCCCAUGGGUAUUUUUUGGAAUCACAAAGUCUGUGGAGGCGUGGAACACACAGACAGGUACGAAAUCCAGUCUCCAAGGACCUUCUGGUCUGGUUUGUUCCAUGACUAUCAAGGAUGGGAUGCUGUUUGCUGGUACCGGGGAUGGUCGCAUCAUGGCUUGGAAAUUUCCUGCUGAUAAGAGUGACUUUGGACCAGUAGCAAUCCUUAGUGGCCAUGAGCGUCCUGUGAUUUCACUAUGUGUCUCAACGACAAAGCUUUACUCUGGCUCACUUGACAAGACCAUCAAAGUAUGGGACCUUAAAACUCUGCAGUGUGUCCAAACACUUUCCAAGCACAAAGCUGCUGUAACAUCCGUGCUUUGCUGGGAUGAAAAGUUAUUAUCUUGCUCUCUGGACAAGACCGUUAAGAUCUGGGCUUCUUCAAAGUCUGGAGAGCUUCAAGUGAUAUAUACCCAUGCUGAGGAUCAAGGAUUACGCACGCUCUUCGGCAUGCACCGUGUUGGGAAGACACCAGUUCUGUUCUGCUCUCUCCACAACAGCAAUUGCAUACGUCUGUUCGACCUGCCAUCGUUCGACGAGAUGGGCAAGCUUUUCUCCAAGAAGGGAGUGAGGACCAUCGAGCUCGCAGCCGGUGGCCUCCUCUUCACCGGAGACGGCGCCGGCGAGCUCAAGGUGUGGAGGUGGGCGCCCCAGGAGGAGCCUGCAAUCCCGGCGCCCGUGAAAUCGUCAGUGUAGCAGCACUGUAGCGUCGUUGUCCAAAAAAGAAAAAGAAAACGAAAGAAAGAGUAGCUGCUCCUACCAGUUGUCAUGAGCUACAACAUCACCAAAUCCAUGUAAUUUAUGAACAUUCUGAUGUAAAUAUUUGCCCAAUUGUGAGGCCUUAUAAGUAAUCAUGUGUUCCAUGUUCCCAUGCACUAUCUCCAUAACGGCUACUUGAGUUGCGUGCCAUGCGAAGCAUCUAUGCAAAUAUCCA
Molecule: messenger RNA, 2297 nt
Organism: Oryza brachyantha (malo sina)
Lineage: Eukaryota; Viridiplantae; Streptophyta; Magnoliopsida; Poales; Poaceae
Product: zinc finger CCCH domain-containing protein 17-like
Exons: 6
Coding region: 1292-2059 (255 amino acids)
Molecular function (GO): protein binding
Source: RefSeq, a predicted model, not a curated record